GAUUGUUUAAAAGAGGUACUGGAGAUUGUGGAGCUGGGCAUUUCGGGAAGUAAAUCCAAAAACAGUGAACAAGAAGUCAAAUACAAAGGAGAUAAGGAGCCAAACCCUGCAUCUAUGAGAGUGAAGGAUGCUGCUGAAGCUACACUAACAUGCAUUAUGCAGUUACUUGGAGCAUUUCCUUCUCCCAGUGGCCCUGCUUCUCCUUGUAGCUUGGUGAAUGAAAACACAUUAAUUAAAUAUUCUCGUCUACCUACCAUAAACAAGCAUAGCUUCCGUUACUUUGUUUUGGAUAAUAGUGUCAUCCUGGCGAUGUUGGAGCAGCCUCUAGGGAAUGAACAGAAUGUCUCUUUCCCAUCUGUCACGGUUUUGAUCCGUGGGACAUCUGGAAGAUUUGCAUGGGCCCAGCAACUCUGUCUUUUACCAAGAGGAGCUAAAGCAAAUCAAAAGACUUUUGUACCAGAACCUCGACCAGCUCCUAAAAAUGAUGUUGGAUUGAAAUACAGUGUGAAGCACCGCCCCUUUCCUGAAGAAGUGGAUAAGAUCCCAUUUGUGAAAGCUGACUUGAGCAUUCCUGAUUUACAUGAAAUUGUGAAUGAAGAGCUUGAAGAGCGACACGAGAAGCUGAGGAAUGGCAUGGCCCAGCAGAUUAUUUUUGAGACUUCCAUAGAUCAGAAGAGUGAAGAGGAGUGGCGGAAGAAGAGCUUUCCUGAUCCGAUCACGGAGUGUAAGCCCCCACCACCGGCACAGGAGUUCCAGACAGCACGCCUGUUCCUCUCUCACUUCGGGUUUCUCUCACUAGAGGCACUCAAGGAACCUGCUAACAGUCGUCUACCUCCUCACCUGAUUGCACUUGACUCUGCUCUUCCUGGGUUCUUUGAUGACCUUGGCUACUUGGAUUUACUACCCUGUCGACCUUUUGAUACUGUUUUCAUAUUCUACAUGAAGGCAGGCCAGAAAACAAGCCAGGAGAUCCUGAAGAACAUGGAGUCUUCCAAAAUUGUUCAGCCACACUUCCUGGAGUUCUUGCUGUCUCUUGGCUGGUCCGUUGAUGUGGGGAAGCACCCUGGGUGGACUGGACAUGUCUCAACAAGCUGGUCAAUCAAUAGCUGCAGUGAUGAAGAGGGGCCUGAACAAGAUGAUCUGAUUAUUUCGGAAGACGUUGGGGCAAGUAUCUUCAAUGGGCAGAAGAAGGUGCUGUAUUACGCGGAUGCCCUGACAGAAAUAGCUUUUGUUGUCCCAUCACCAGUGGAGUCCCUAAUUGAUUCGCUGGAAAGCAAUGUUUCUGACCAAGAAGGCGACUCCAACAUGGAUCUGCUGCCAGGAAUAUUGAAGCAGCCGUCUCUGACACUUGAACUCUUCCCCAAUCAUACAGACAAUCUUAAUCCCUCCCAGAGGCUCAGUCCUACUUCCAGAUCCAAGAGGGUGCUUCAGGGCCGGACCAUUCCACCAAUGGGACCUGAAACCAAAGUGUAUGUGGUCUGGGUGGAACGUUAUGACGAUAUAGAAAACUUUCCCCUCCCUGAUCUGUUGUCUGAGACUAGCACUGGUGUGGAGACUACAGCCAAUAGUAGCACUUCCCUAAGAUCUACCAUUCCUGAGAAGGAAGUCCCUGUGAUCUUCAUCCAUCCUUUAAACACUGGCUUAUUCAGGAUAAAACUACAAGGAGCAACUGGGAAGUUCAAUAUGGUUAUCCCGCUGGUGGAUGGGAUGAUAGUCAGUAGGAGAGCUCUUGGUUUCUUAGUGAGGCAGACGGUAAUAAAUAUUUGUCGGAGAAAGAGGCUGGAAAGUGAUUCAUACAACCCCCCCCAUGUCCGCCGAAAACAGAAAAUAGCAGACAUUGUCAAUAAAUACCGGAACAGGCAGCUGGAGCCAGAAUUUUAUACCUCACUUUUCCAGGAGGUUGGGCUCAAGAACUGCAACCCUUAGGUCAUUAUCUUUCCAGGACAAUUAGAUCAGAGCUUGGUGGCUACAGUAAUGAAUACCAUUAAAUAACAACUACAAAUUUCUUCAGCCCUCCGGAAUUCAGGAAAUGAUAUUCUAGCACAAGUCAGCAGAUACCAUGUGGGAGGAAUGAGAAAUUAAUCCAAAACCUUGCAGUUGGGACAGUGACUUAAGUCACCUACCCUCAAAAGAUGGAUUACUUCCAGUCUUCCUGCAUGCUAGCAACAGAUCUCCCUUCA
Molecule: messenger RNA, 2180 nt
Organism: Eurypyga helias (sunbittern)
Lineage: Eukaryota; Metazoa; Chordata; Aves; Eurypygiformes; Eurypygidae
Product: ral GTPase-activating protein subunit beta-like
Exons: 13
Biological process (GO): regulation of small GTPase mediated signal transduction; activation of GTPase activity
Molecular function (GO): GTPase activator activity
Source: RefSeq, a predicted model, not a curated record